Mesorhabditis belari is the source of this 1071-nucleotide messenger RNA. NCBI's taxonomy places the organism in Eukaryota, Metazoa, Nematoda, Chromadorea, Rhabditida, Rhabditidae. The record is from the annotation of a GenBank genome assembly.
AUGCGAAAAAAACGGGCGGUGACCCUUCACUUAUUUGGUGAUGUGCUUGAAUUGGCACGUCAACUCAUCCUCGGACUCAUCAAUGAUGCUGAAAAAGAGGCUCGACACAGCAUUGAUCAAGCGAAAUACGAGACGCUCACUUUCAUCGACGCCCUCCGCAAUGUGGCUUUCGCGAUUCUCCUACAAACCAGUAACCUAACACUGUCAUUUGUCAAUGAGAUCCAACGAAAAGCUGAAGAGUAUGAGGCGAGUGUUAUCGAAAUGAUUGACAGUUUGCACACUUUACCAAGAAUCACUGAAUUCACUGUGCAUGAGGCUCUUUUUGGCGGGGCAACGAUAUUUCAUGACCCUGGCAGCUUCGUCGACAUCUUGUUGACCGUCUUAGAUGCACUUGUUCUGUCGUCAAUUUGGCUGGAAUUCGAACACUUCGUUGUAUAUGACAUUUGUUUUGUCAAGGACGACGAUAUUAUUUCUAUCGUUUGGCUCAAUGGCACUCCAUCUAAUCGCCCUGGCCACGCAUCUGAAUCGACGACCGCCAAAAGAUUGGAAGAUCUAUCUCCCAUUGGUCGUCCUGUGUUUGUCCCUCUCGAUCCUCUCAAUCUCCGAGGCUCCAUUGCGAUUCUGAUCUUUCUUUUGUGUCCUUGCAAACACGCGAAGUAUUCUCGAUUUGAGAAAGACAUCGCUGUGAAAGAUGCAAAAAGCAACUUGAUCGGGGUCUUGAUUUUCUAUUGUUUCAUCACUUUACCAUUCAUCGUUUUCGAUAUAGGGACAAAUCUUGGCGUUGCGGCAUUGACAAAAUUCACUGAAGAGGCUCAGUGUGCUUUUCACAAAGUCCCAGCUCUCUCGUUCCCCUGUGGAAAACUGUACUUUUUCGUCGACACAUCAUUCAUCAUUCGACCGAUAUUCCUGCUCCUGCCUGCCUACAUAAUAUUACCUUCUUUUCGCAAAAAUUCGCCAUGGAAAGUGUGGAAAGAAGCGAAAAAGUUGCCCGUCGAACUACCAAGAGAGGAAACUCUGAAGAAAUGGCGGAAAAGCAAACGACUACCGUCUACUGAUACAGCUUUCAGUGAA